AUGAAUGAAAUAGAAGAUGAAAUUUAAAUUCCAUAUAGUAAUUUGAAAAAUUUGGGAAAAGUUUUAAGUACAAAUUAUGAUGAUUUAGAUGAAGCACUUGAUGUAGUUCAUGACAUACAAAUCGAUAUUAAUGGUUUGGACUUUCCAGAAAUAUCAUUUGAACAGCUAGAAGACGAAAUAACUGUAACUGCAAAGCCAAACGCUUUCAGUUUUAUGAACACUCCUGGUAAAUAUAUCACUAGAUUUAUCUACUUAGAAAUAGUCUAAUGCCUCCUCUACUAAUGA
Molecule: messenger RNA, 285 nt
Organism: Stylonychia lemnae
Lineage: Eukaryota; Ciliophora; Spirotrichea; Sporadotrichida; Oxytrichidae
Source: the annotation of a GenBank genome assembly